Colletotrichum graminicola M1.001 is the source of this 1137-nucleotide messenger RNA. RefSeq lists its product as uncharacterized. The record is from RefSeq and is a predicted model, not a curated record. Lineage: Eukaryota; Fungi; Ascomycota; Sordariomycetes; Glomerellales; Glomerellaceae. The transcript is spliced from 2 exons. Bases 1 to 1137 code for a protein of 378 amino acids.
AUGUUUGCCAAUGCCAUGGAGCAGCCCCAGAGCGCCAGCGACAAGGCCCAGCACCGCGCCUGCGACCCCUGCAGCCGUCCGCGUCGACGCCCGUCCGCCAGGCCUCGGGAGGAGAACGCCGUCGGUCAAGAUGCCCUUUCGACGCCGACCGGUCUCAUCGACGUCGGUGGGUUCCCUGAGAUGAUGGACCAGUUCUUCGACGGCUUCAAUACGCCGCUUCCCUCCUUCACCAUGGACUUUGGUCCCGUUCAAAACAGCGGCAGCGGCAGCGGCAGCACGCAAGGCCAGUCAGCAAUGCCGCCGCCGCCGCCGCCGCCGCCGCCGCCGCCGCCUUUGUCGACCGGGCGUGAAGCCGAGGCUAGCGUGAUGCCGGAAUCCCAAGACCGUCGCGGCCCAUGCAUGCGUCUCCAUUGUUCCGUGGUACACGGCGAGACAAACGCCGACCGUGUCACGACGACGCCCGCCCAAGACGCAGGGGGCGCGGCACCGACCCCCGGGCUUCUGCUGUCCAAAAAGUGCUCCUGCGUCGAGCUGGUGAGCCGCCACUUCUCCCUGGUGGAGAACCCCCUCGACACGUUCCAGGCCCUCGAGGUGAUCAAGCAGUCGAUGCAGUCGGCCAGGGAAAUCCUCGAGUGCGGCGUCUGUUUCGAGUCCAUCACGAGCCCCCGCACCUCGAGGAACGUCUACCUGCUGGGCUCGCUGCUGUCGAGCAUCGGCUCCUCCUUUGGCGACUUCUUCUACCACCAGAAGCGGCGCGCCGCCGAGUCCUCGGCCAGCGGCGAGCCCAUCCGUCUGGUCGUCGGCCAGCAGCCGCCCGAGGGCCACGGCACCGUCGAGCUCGCCGUCGACGGCCAGAGCUACGUCGCCUUCCUCAAGGCGAGCCUGAAGCUCGAGCUCGACCGCCUCUUCGGCCUCGCCGACGAGCUGGCCACGAGGCAGAGCCAGCUGCACACCGAGGGGCACGAGAACUGCGAGACCGGCACGAGCUGCAGCAACACCGAGUCCCUGCCGGCCGCCAAACACCCGGCCGAGCUGUGUCCCAAGGAGGUGGACAUGACCAAGGCCUGCGCGUGUUUCCGGACCGUCGAUCAGGUGCGGGCCGUGAUAGAGGAGGCGCAGAAGAUCAUCUCGGCGUGA